AUGAAUAGUGAAAUCGAUGAUAUGAUACUUGAUUUAGCUUAUGAGAUUCAUUCAUCAAUUAAAGGAAUACCUCAAGAACAAAUUCAAAUAAAUAAUUUUGAAAAUAAAAAAACGUCAAUUGAAAAACAAACUUGUAUUUGUCCAAAUUGUGGUCAAACAAAUUUAAUAGCCAUUAGAUUUGCUUAUCAUUUAGCGAAAUGUCUUGGUGCUGGAAGACAAUCAUCUCGCCAAGCUCAACGUCGAAUUAUUGAUCAAAUUAUGAUAAUAACAGAUUCAGAUGAAAAUCGAUCCAAUGGAAAUCAUUUUUAUAAAGAUAUGGAAACAAAUUCUAUAUCAGAAGAUGGAAGUUCAUGUACAGAUUCCACAUCAAGUACAAUAACAUUAACUAGUUCACAUAAAACUCAUCUUCGUAUAUCAAAUGAAGAUAAAGAUUAUAUUGAUGAUUUUGAUAAUGAAGAAGAAGAAGAAUGGAAACCAAAGAAGAAAAAACAACGUGUAACGAAUAAUAAAAAUAAAAAUAAGAAAAAAAAAGAUGUACUUCUUGUUGUAUCUCCAGCAACUACGAAACUUGAUUUUCCCAAUUGUAUUAUUCCAUUUAAUAAACUUUGUCCGGUGGCAACACGUACUGUGAUACCUUUAGUUCCACUUCCAAUCAGUUCAAUGACAUCAAAUAGUGAUAAAAUAUUCUUUAAAAGUCAACAAGUAUCAUCACUUCCAUCUGAAUCUUCACAUUAUUUUGUUCAAUCCCCAUUAAAUCUAGUCGACGAUGAUCAAUCAUCAAUUAUUAUCUUUAAAGAAGAUAUUAAUAAUUGA
This is a messenger RNA of Adineta steineri, 813 nucleotides long. The record is from the annotation of a GenBank genome assembly. Lineage: Eukaryota; Metazoa; Rotifera; Eurotatoria; Adinetida; Adinetidae.